Peromyscus maniculatus bairdii (prairie deer mouse) is the source of this 2402-nucleotide messenger RNA. The record is from RefSeq and is a predicted model, not a curated record. Lineage: Eukaryota; Metazoa; Chordata; Mammalia; Rodentia; Cricetidae.
ACCCGGCGGCGUCCGGCGACCCCUGCGCACCGCCCGGGCGGUUCGUGCGCCGGAGCCAGAACCCCGAGCGAGCCCACGUGGCUGGGGUGCUCGUUAAGGGUCACACCGAGUCUUCACCGGAAUGGCGGGCCAGGCCUCCGCCGCCGCCGCGUAGCUUCCUUAAUCGCCACCUCUUAAAGAGAAUGUGAGGGCCUCCUGACCGCACUCUCUCCGCCUCACCCUUCUAGUGAAAUGACGUUGCCUCAUAGCCGCUUUACUCUGCUUCUCGCAGAGCCGCCGCCAUCCGAGGGGGGGGUAAAAAACAAAAACAAGUGUGACCCGCUUCGGAAAACUUUCAUCCGGAUAACGGGCCGUUGAUACGAAGACUUGGGUCCUAAGAAGUAGGUUAGAAAACGAGUUGAAGCGAAAAGGGAACUCUCCCUACCGAAUGCUAAAGUUUUAUUUUCAGAGGCUUCCGUUUUAGCCGGCGUGCUCUGACACGCCUGAAGUCCCCGCUCAGGAGGCGGAGGAAUGAGAAGCAUUGCAAAUUCGGGACCAGCAAUGGUCUACCUAGCGAGUUCAGGGGUCCCCGGGGGUACACACAGCGAGACACGGUCUCAAAAUAAUUCUGAAACGCUUCCCUUUACGCACACUGAACGGUAAGAAAGAUACUGGACCGCACAGAGUUCGGUGCAACCCUCCCCGACCCUGGGGCAGGUACAGGAUUUUGCCGUGGCUGUGUAAAAGAUGGGACGGCGCAGUGUGGGUGGAAGUUUCCACGAUAGAGCACGAAUCUCGCCGUUCUCGGGCCACCGAGCGCUUAACCCCGGAACGCAGUUGCAGCGGGUUCGGUUUUCCCGCAGGAGCCCGAGUCCACACCCAGCCUUCCUUACUGCGCAGGCGCGCUGCCACUCACCCGGCAUGGAAGUGGUGGCUCUCUUGUGUGUGGCGGUGGCUGUCCUGACAUGGGGCUUCCUCCGGGUUCGGGACUUGGCGGAACGAAUGAGGUCUCCGGAGCAGGCGGGCCUGCCGGGAGCCGGAAGCCGGGCCCUUCUGGUGAUCGCGCACCCGGACGAUGAAGCCAUGUUCUUUGCUCCCACGGUGCUAGGCUUGGCCCGCCUGGAGCAGCGGGUGUUCUUGCUCUGCUUCUCCACAGGAAAUUACUACAAUCAAGGAGAGAUUCGAAAGAAAGAACUUUUGCAGAGCUGUGAUGUUUUGGGGAUUCCACCUCCAAAUGUAACGAUUAUCGACAACAGUGAGUUUCCAGAUGACCCCGGAGUACAGUGGGACACAGAGCAUGUGGCCAGCACCCUCCUCCAACACAUAAAGGUCAAUGACAUCAACCUGGCCAGAAGAGGGCACCAGAUCUCAUUACAAGUGGCUAUGAGCCACCAUGUGGUUGCUGGGAUUGAACCCAGGUCCUCUGGAAGAAGAGUCAGUGCUCUGAAUCGCUGAGCCAUCUCUCCAGCCACCUAUUGGGCUUUUCAGUCAAUGACCCCUUCAUUGAGUGAAUUGAUCCAUUAGACCUUUUUUUAAGACUUUUUUUCUUUUUGUUAUGUGUAAGUAUGAGCCUAUGUGAGCAUAUGUACACCCUGUGUAUGCGGGAGCGCAUGGAGGCCAGAAAAGGGUGUUGGGUCCCCUGAAAUUAGAGUUCAGGUGGUUGCCUGGGUCUCCUGGAAGAGCAGGAAGCACUCUUAGCCACUGAAGCCAUCUUUCUGCCUCAGCACCCUGCUCUCUUACGGUAGUGGCUUUCGGAGGACUACCCCCAACCCCGGCCUCGUCAUUGUGUGUUAGAGCUGUUGGCCACUCCAUUUGUAGAAAAAACUCAUCAUUCCAAACUCAGAAGUCAGGGCCUUUCUAGAUCUGGCCCUCACGUCUUGAACAUAGGUGAAUGGGUUUGUCCUCCUUAGGGGCUGAGUUUCUUUUACAGCAGCUGGUGGUGAGGCGGACUCAGAGCAGUGUGCAGGAUGACAGGCAUGAGUAACAUGUCCCAUUUCUUUCUUCUUCCUCCAUCUUCAAAGACACUGUGUCAAUGUCUGCUUCCUGUCACAUGGCCUUUUCCUCUGACCCUCUCGUGCCCUCUGUUAAGGUCACGGUGACUACAUUGAGCCCACCAGCCCACCCAGAAGAACCUCUCCAUCUUGAAAUCCUUAAUCACAUUUGCAAAAUCCCUUUGGCUACAUGAAGUAACAACUCAGGGUCCAGGGAGGCAGGACAUGUGUAGCAUGCGUAUUAUUAAGCCUACAGAGCAACCUUACUCUGAUGGGUUGAGUCUAGGGAUCUGCUGGUGAUUAGGGGGAAACAGAAAUGUGUUCUUUUAAUAGUAAAACCCAGUUCUGAUGCCUGGGCCUAGAAAAAUUCCUCAACAGAGCUCCUGACUCUGGGGCACUUUCUUUCUUUCUUUCUUUUUUUUUUUCUUUUCU